UAUAUGCAUAAUGAAGACAGUGCAAUUGGAUUAAAUGUAUCGAAUCAAGACGGCAAGUCAUGGCGUAUGUAUGGCGACAAGUACAUCUUCGACGAAAGGGAUAAAGAGAACAAGGAUUAUUGCAUCGAUGCCGUUCAAGCCUCCGUAAACGAGAUCUAUGAUGCCUAUAGGACUGGAGAGGCACCAUCUCCAGCUGAUUACGAGGCUUUGAAGAUUGUUCCAACGGUGAAAGACGAUCAAGAGUUGGCACCACUUUUUAGGCUCAAUGGAAAGACUCUCGAGAGACGCAAGGAUAUCAAAAAUAGGAGGGAGCGGGAGUUUACGACGGAUUUCACGUACAUUGGGACUAUCCGGGAUUGCGAACUCAGUGGCCUAUGGAAGUAUCCAAUAACGAUGGAGCCAAAGAAAUUUUCUAAAGAAGCUGAGGAAUAG
This is a messenger RNA of Acaulospora colombiana, 432 nucleotides long. NCBI's taxonomy places the organism in Eukaryota, Fungi, Glomeromycota, Glomeromycetes, Diversisporales, Acaulosporaceae. The record is from the annotation of a GenBank genome assembly.